Messenger RNA from Setaria italica (foxtail millet), 3286 nucleotides. RefSeq names its product glutamate receptor 2.8. Bases 90 to 3038 code for a protein of 982 amino acids. The record is from RefSeq and is a predicted model, not a curated record. Gene Ontology annotation, cellular component: plasma membrane. Gene Ontology annotation, molecular function: signaling receptor activity; ligand-gated monoatomic ion channel activity. The transcript has 5 exons. NCBI's taxonomy places the organism in Eukaryota, Viridiplantae, Streptophyta, Magnoliopsida, Poales, Poaceae.
UUCGCCUCGCUAAACUGCUUCGGUGCUCUCCUUCUUUGUUCUUUCGCCUUGUGCCCUUGUCUCGUCUCGCCUGAGUGGUCUCUUCGGCCAUGGCCGGCCGCGCCCGGAAGCCUCCCUUCCGCCUCGUCGUCCUCCUCCUCCACGGCCUCGCCUCGCUCCUCCCGCCGACGUCGUGGGCGCAGCCGCCACCGCCGCCACCGGUGGCGGCGAGUGUCACGGUGGGCCUCAUCAUCAACGCCGACUCGCCAGUCGGAAGGAUCGCCAGAACCACCAUCCCGAUGGCGCUCGACGACUUCUACGCCGCCUUCCCCAACGCCUCCGCACGGGUCCGGGUCCUACAACACGACUCCGGCGGGGACGUCGUCGCCGCCGCGUCCGCCGCGCUGCAGCUGAUGACGACCCAGGGCGCGCGCGCCAUCCUGGGCCCGCAGUCGUCCGUGGAGUCGGCGUUCGUCGCGGACCUCGCCACGCGCGCUGAGGUCCCCGUCGUGUCCUUCUCGGCGACCAGCCCCUCGGUGUCCGCCUCCGCGGCUCCCUUCUUCGCGCGCGCCGCGCUCAGUGACGCGGCGCAGGCGGGCGCCAUCGCCGCGCUCGCCACCUACUUCGGCUGGCGCCGCGUCGUGCCCGUCUACCAGGACGACGACUACGGCGCCGCCUUCGUGCCGUACCUCGUCGACGCGCUCACGGCGGCGCGCGCCGAGGUCCCCUACCGCUGCGCGCUGCCCGGCGGGGCGUCCAGGGACGCCAUCGCCGCCGCCAUGUACCGCCUCGAGUCCGAGCAGACGCGCGCCUUCGUGGUGCACACGCGCCCGGGGCUUGCGGAGCUCGUGUUCGCCGCGGCGGCGGAGGCCGGGAUGAUGGCCAAGGGCUACGCGUGGGUCAUCACCGACGGCCUCACGGGCCUCCUCGGCUCCAUCGACCCGCCGCAGGGCAUCAUCGGGCUCGCGCCGCACGCGCCGGCCACGCCGCGGCUGCGCGACGUCCGGCGGCGCUGGGCGCGCAGGUUCAUGCGCGAGCACCGGGACGCCGAUCCGGCUCAGGCCGAGAUGGGCUGCUACGCGCUGUGGGCGUACGACGCCGCAUGGGCCGUCGCGUCCGCCGCAGAGCGUCUAGGCCCCGGCGAUUUAUCAUCGCCGCAGGGGCUGUUGGGCGGCAAGAGCGGCCCCACCGACUUCUCCGGACUCGGCAAGUCAAGCUCCGGCGAGAAGUUCCUCGCGGCAAUAACCAACACGACAUUCGACGGCCUCAGCGGAAGGUUCGAGCUCGUCAACGGCGAGCUUGCUGUGCCGGCAUUCCGGGUCGUGAACAUCAUGGACAACACCAAGGACCGGACCCUGGGGUUCUGGACAUCGAAGGACGGGCUGCAUCGCAAGCUGGGCGGCGGCGCAAGCGCGUCGAACAGCGGGCUCGCGCCGGUGAUCUGGCCGGCUGAGUCCACCGUCGUGCCGAUCGGUUGGGUCCAACCGACGAGCGGCCGAAAGCUGCGUGUGGCGAUGCCGGGGUUCGUUGACCCAGGCUACCGGCCGAUCAUGCACCUGUACGUGGACCCAGCGACGAACCGGACGGUGGCCGGCGGGUUCGUGGUCGAGGUGUUCGAGGCGGCGGUGCGGCUGCUGCCAUACGCGCUGCCAUUCGAGUACGUGUUGGUGGGCUCAAUGCCCUACGACAGUCUAGUCGAGAAGGUCGGAAGCGGGGACUUUGACGCGGCGGUGGCGGACAUCACCAUCACGGCGAACCGGUCGCAGCACGUGGACUUCACGCUGCCGUACAUGACGUCUGGGAUCGCCAUGGUGGUGCCGAUGCGCGACCAGCGCAGCAACCGCGCCUGGGUCUUCCUCAAGCCGCUCCGCUACGACCUCUGGCUCGUCAGCUUCGUCUUCCUCAUCUUCACCGGCUUCGUCGUCUGGGCCGUGGAGCACCGCGUGAACAGGGAGUUCCGUGGCCCCCCUUCCUACCAGAUCGGCACCCUCCUCUACUUCGGCUUCUCCACCCUCUACUUUGCACACAAUAAGGAGCUGAAGAGCAACCUGUCGCGGUUCGUGGUGGUGGUGUGGGUGUUCGUGGUGCUCAUCCUGCAGUCCAGCUACACAGCGAGCCUGACGUCGAUGCUGACGGUGCCGCAGCUGGAGCCGGCGAUCGGGGACUACGCCUCGCUGUGGCACGGCGCGGGCAGGGUCGGCAUCAUGAACAACUCCUUCAUGCGGGCGUCCAUGACCAGGUCGGGCUUCCCGCAGUCCAGGCUCGUGCCGUACAGAGCCACGCAGAGCUUCCACGAGGCGCUGCUCAAUGGCACCAUCGGCGCGGUCGUCGACGAGGCCCCCUACCUCAGGCUCUUCCUCAAGGCCUACUGCGACAACUUCACCAAGACCGCCCAGACCAACAAGACCGGCGGCUUCGGCUUCGCGUUCCCGAAGGGGUCGCCGUACGUGGCGGAUCUGUCGCGGGCGAUCCUGAACCUGACGGAGAGCGACGAGAUGAGCGCGAUCGAGAGCAAGUGGUUCGGCGACGCCGAGGGAUGCGCCGCGCAGGGCAGCCAGUUCACGUCGGACAGCCUCAGCUUCAGCAGCUUCUGGGGCCUGUUCCUCAUCACUGGCGCCACCUCGCUCCUCUGCUGCGUCGUCCACCUCGCUACCUUCCUCGUGGUCCAACGGCGAUGGAUUCAGGAGCUCGCGUCGGCGUCCCACUUGCCCUGGAAGGACAGGUUCCGGAUGUUCCUGAAACGCUUCGACAACAAGGACCUCUCGUCCCACACGUUCAGGACCAAAGACGGCGGCGGCGGCUCGGUAGCCGGCCGGAGCGCUAACGACGCGGGUGCUUCGCCGGCAGGCGUCGCGCACACUGCGGCCGGCAGCCCGCUCAGCGUGUCGAACCACACCUACGACAUGAGUGAGUGGUCGUUGGGUACGCCGAGCCCAGCGCCUGCAGCAACAGGGGAGGUCGAGCUGGCUGCUGGCGGCCAGGCGGAGGAGGUGGACGUAGCUCCGGAUCCUGACGGCAUCAGUGAUCAGAUCGGCGCAGGGCACCAGGCCGGUAACUGAUCAACGGCCAUUUCGAAACUUCUCUGACUGCGCUUGCAAGGAAACGAAUAGCAAGUUAACAGCCGAUCGAUCAAUCGAUGACACGUGUUUUCGAGGGGAUUGUCGAUGCUGACGUCAACAUUUUGACUGCUUGGCCCGGCAAUUUGAAUACUUGCAUCUCUGUCAUCAAUCCAAGAAAAAAAUGUGUCAUCCUUAAUUUGGAUUAAAAAAAGCUUUCGAUAAGAUUGAGCAUAAUGUCAUCCUACAAA